Anopheles stephensi (Asian malaria mosquito) is the source of this 1087-nucleotide messenger RNA. RefSeq lists its product as uncharacterized. Lineage: Eukaryota; Metazoa; Arthropoda; Insecta; Diptera; Culicidae. Bases 16 to 801 code for a protein of 261 amino acids. The transcript has 3 exons. The record is from RefSeq and is a predicted model, not a curated record.
CUGUUUGCCUUCGGCAUGUCGAUAAAUCAACCCCUUUUCUCCCGCGACGACCCUCCCGAACCGUCUGAAACAGCUUCGUUAACGAUCGUUCUAGACACGAUGUCCCUCGGUGCGCCGUCAUCCAUCGUCGGUUGGUUUGUUCGAUGGUUGCUGCCCCUACUGCUCGCCCUCCCAACACCGUGGCUGACCGUUCGGGGUGAAUUUGUUGCAGUGCGUGCAUCCACCACCAACCGGACAUUACUCUGCUGGGCCAUAAAACUGUCCCCAACGGCGUACGUCACCGAGGCGCAGUGUGUCCGGCCCUACCGAAAGCACCAAAUUGUGAUGAUUUAUGGUGACAUUGCACCGGGACCGUCCGUUCGGGAGCGCUUGGGUCGAAAGGUGGCUAGCUUGCGGCAACCACUCUGCCGGCAUCGUGUACCGCCGAUGAUGCUGGCCAGCGCUCCGGACGGCAGCAACCGAACCGUGCUCGAUCGCACCGUACGCAACUUUAUCGCAUCGUACUCCGUGCUGUCCGCGACCGGCCGGACGUUAACUUGCCGCGAGUGUCAAGUGUCGGCGAUACGGCGUGUCCUUCCAUGUCCGGCCACACCCGGCACGGCCGUACUGUACACCGACUGUCUUCAGCAGAUGGAUGCGACAGUUGCGGCUGCGAAAAGCAAACGGCACAGAGACGCUUGGGUCUGGCAGUUCCGGCGAAAGCUCAAAGCAACACUGUACGCCGAGCUGGAACGGAUGGGCAGGGAACGGAUGGCGAUGCUCAACUUUAUGACCGGCACAGUCGCCGAACCGGUCGCGUAAAAUGUUGCACCAGCACCACGGCAAUAAAGAGGCGCUCGGUGACGGUGCAUCCAGCGUCAGAGGUGGACUGCGUGCCGUUGUGUGUGUGUUUCUUAUCCUAGAAAAGGUGGUUCCUUCGUGGCACAACUGCUUCUGCGUACAGUCGAGUGGGUUUUACUUUAUGAGCGACGUACGGGGAAAGAUUAAGUGAAUUCUCACCUAGCUGAAUAUUGAUUGGGGGGACCGACCUCGGACAGUCGACGCCCGCUCGCCGGGGAACAUAAAAAUAAAUACAAGCGAUAAAGAG